Aspergillus niger is the source of this 783-nucleotide messenger RNA. RefSeq lists its product as uncharacterized. Lineage: Eukaryota; Fungi; Ascomycota; Eurotiomycetes; Eurotiales; Aspergillaceae. The record is from RefSeq and is a predicted model, not a curated record. Gene Ontology annotation, biological process: signal transduction. The coding region runs from base 1 to 783 and encodes 260 amino acids. Gene Ontology annotation, cellular component: cytoplasm. The transcript has 5 exons.
AUGGGUCACGAAGAUGCUGUCUACCUCGCCAAGCUCGCCGAGCAGGCUGAGCGCUACGAAGAAAUGGUCGAGAACAUGAAGGUCGUUGCCUCCGCUGAUGUAGAGCUCACCGUCGAGGAGCGGAAUCUCCUGUCUGUCGCCUACAAGAACGUCAUCGGUGCCCGUCGUGCGUCCUGGAGAAUCGUCACUUCCAUCGAACAAAAAGAAGAGUCCAAGGGCAACGAGUCCCAGGUCUCCCUCAUCAAGGAGUACCGUCAGAAGAUCGAGGCUGAGCUGGCCAAGAUCUGCGAUGAUAUCCUCGAGGUUCUCGACAAGCACCUGAUCCCCUCGGCCCAGAGCGGCGAGUCCAAGGUCUUCUACCACAAGAUGAAGGGUGACUACCACCGUUACCUUGCCGAGUUCGCCGUCGGCGACCGUCGCAAGGGUGCCGCCGAUGCUUCCCUUGAGGCCUACAAGGCCGCCACUGAGGUUGCCCAGACCGACCUUGCUCCCACCCACCCCAUCCGUCUCGGUCUCGCCCUGAACUUCUCCGUCUUCUACUACGAGAUCCUCAACUCCCCCGACCAGGCUUGCCACCUGGCCAAGCUCGCUUUCGACGAUGCUAUUGCUGAGCUCGACACCCUGAGCGAGGAGAGCUACAAGGACUCCACCCUGAUCAUGCAGCUCCUCAGAGACAACCUGACUCUGUGGACCUCGUCCGAGGCCGAGCCCGCCGCCGAGGCGAGCGCUCCUGCCGAGAAGAAGGAGGAGGCCCCCGCUGAGGGCGAGAAGCCCGCCGAGUAA